CUGUGUUUCUCUCUCGCUAUAAUCCCAUAGCCCCGUAGAGGGGUGAGGCAAUGGCGACGGGGGAACUUUCAUCAAAUUGGAAAAAGCUACAGAAGACACUGACCAAGACCUCAUCUGUCGAGCCCACACCAUCGAAGAAUGGCACCAAACGAAAGCGCGAAUCGACGUUGAAGGCUCGAGUAGGCGCAGGGAAAUUGCCCCAAAGUCGACAAGCGGCGAUCAAGAGAGAUCUCAAGAGAAAGAAGAGCAUGGCGUCAGGAGUUUCACAAGUGCAAAGGAAGACUACAAUACUUGAGGUUGAAUCCUCCAAUGACACUCAGCGUUUGCGGGUAGAACCACCAUCGGCGGUGCUGGUCAAUGCCGGGCUGUCUCAUCACGUUGAAUUGGGAAGAUAUGUCGCCAUCGACUGCGAAAUGGUUGGAGUGGGCCCCAAUCCGGCACGAGAGUCGGCAUUGGCGCGAGUCAGCCUCGUCAACUACAAUGGCGAACAAGUCUACGAUUCAUAUGUCCUCAGCAAAGAGCCUGUGACAGACUGGCGGACUCAUGUCAGUGGAAUCCGGCCGGAACAUAUGGCCGAGGCACGGUCGCUGGAACACGUCCAGGCCGAGGUGUCCAAGAUCAUCACGGGCAGGAUUCUCGUUGGCCAUGCCAUCCACCAUGAUCUCGAGGCGAUGAUGCUCAGUCAUCCGAAACGUGAUAUACGGGAUACCUCUCGUCAUCCUCCGUACCGAAAAUGGGCUGGAGGGAGUUGGCCUGCGCUCAAGAUCCUGACGUCCGAGUUAUUGGGCUUUGAGAUCCAGGACGGUGCUCAUUCAAGUGUGGAGGACGCCAGAGCAUGCAUGUUGUUGUUCCGAAAAGACAAAGCAAGCUUUGAAAAGGAACACUCUCGGCGUUGGCCGGCUCCACCUGCGCCAGCGCCAGCGCCUGAAUCUGAAUCCCCUGCGCCCGACAACCAAUCCCAUCCAGCAAGGUCGAAAAAGAAGAAGAAAAAGAAGAGGCAUUAAGAUGCUAGGAGGCCAAACACAACAGAAUUAUCCAAGAUUGGAGUGGCAUGUCAUUAUGGUAUCACGAGUGCUACAGAGGAACAUCUUCCAUCAACUCCAUGGCUCCCUCCCGCGAGACAGUGAUGAUGACAUCUCCCAGCGUUCUGGUAUUGAAGCCUGCUUCACAAUAUGUGAAAUAGUACUGGAAAGUCGUUGUUAGCCGCUGUGGACACGUACUCUUUCUGUGCGGCGACUUACCUCCCAUUUUCUCCGGAACAGGGACACAUCACUCUCGGUCAUUCCGUCAUGUUCUGCCAAUAAUGCCGGGCGGAUCCUAGCGUCAAAGUUUUGCUGGAAAUUGUCCUUCCACAGUCUCAAAGUUUUGGCGUAAUGAGGCCCAAUAUUCUCUAUUGAAUCCACAAUCAACAGACCUUUACUUCCUUUGUUGAUGGCUUCUACCAGCUGGGAUACAGAGGGGAGGUGUCCGCCGGGGAAAAUAUACUUUCGAAUAAAGUCUUGACCUUUGGCAUAAGCCUCAUAUCUCGAUUCGGGCAUUGUGAUGGAUUGGAAGACGGCAAUGCCACCAAUAGGCUUGAGCAGUUUAUGGACACACUCAAAAUAUGUGGUCAAGAACUCCCGUCCGACGGCUUCAAUCAUCUCAAUACUGAUGAUCUUGUCGUAGGGGCCUUCGCGAGGCAUGGGAAGGGCUCGGUAGUCGCACAGCAAGACUUCAAUGUUGUCGGUCAGUCCAGCAUCCGCUAUUCGGCGAUCUGCCAAAUCUUUUUGUUCAUGACUGAGGGUGAGCGAGGUGACGCGACAACCGGUCCUCUGGACGGCUCUGAUGGCUAAGCUGCCCCAGCCCGUGCCGAUCUCAAGGACAUGGUCGGAGGGUUUGAUUUUGGCAUUGUCAAUGAACCUGUCCAGUUUGCGAUACUGGGCCUCUUGCAGAGUUUCAUCUGCCUUUUCUUCAGUCAUGUCCGACUUCGGCUUCCAUAUGGGACAAGAAUAGGUCAUGUCUGGAGAUAAAAAGGCCUCGAACAUGGCAUUGCUGAUGUCGUAAUGAGCACUGAUAUUCAACUGGGCAUUGGCCAAGGUGUUUGUGCGGCGCAGGAAACCACUGAUCGCGGAGGAGAGGGAGGAGGUGAGGGUGGUGGCAUUGGACAGGUUGUCACGGUUGAGGAUGAAGAUCUGCCUUGGUGUCAAUCAGGUUGUCCUUGCCCAACAGCAAGGCUCCAUGGCUUACUCUAAAGAAGGCAGUCAGAUCCGGACAUUGUAUUUCGCCCAGCAUGAAAGAUUCGGCGAAACCCUGUGCUAUGACUUAGUCUCUACGCACCAGAGAACAGCUACAAUGCGCACCAUAUCUGCAAAGAGAGCCAACCGCAACCAGAAGGCAUCGCGCACUACACGCAGGUGGACAUUUGGUUCAACAGGGUCACCUGAGGUUUGCCCGCAUAUGGUUGUGGUCCCAUCGUUUUCUAGGAUCGUGAGACGGCCACGUUGGAUGCGACUCAAUAGGGCGAGAACCAGAUUCCUGGAGACGCUGACAGCUGGUCCCCAUGCAAAGGCCCCAGCAAAGCCACGAGCCUGAUCGAGUGCUGAGGUCACCAGGGAGGUCAUGGUGAGGAGGAACAAGGAAUGGAGGAGAUUGGGACUACGGCAUCGGAGGAGCGAUAGUAGAAGCAAAGAAGCAACAAGUAAUGAUGAGGUGCCAAACGGCGCGUGUACGAGAGGAAAUAGAGAACAAGAUGAAAGAUCACCCAACGCAGGAAGUUCACAGAGGGAAAAGAACAAACAAGUAAACGAUGACGGCACGAUCGAGGGACUUUUUGGACGAUAAAAAAUCAGGCAAGUCGGUGUAAUACAGGCCCGUCCUCCGAGGGAAGGCGCGACUCAGGCAGGGUCCAGAAAUGCACCAGGACUCGUAAAGGGU
This is a messenger RNA of Exophiala mesophila, 2913 nucleotides long. RefSeq lists its product as uncharacterized. The record is from RefSeq and is a predicted model, not a curated record. The coding region runs from base 51 to 1004 and encodes 317 amino acids. Lineage: Eukaryota; Fungi; Ascomycota; Eurotiomycetes; Chaetothyriales; Herpotrichiellaceae. Gene Ontology annotation, molecular function: 3'-5' exonuclease activity; nucleic acid binding. The transcript is spliced from 2 exons. Gene Ontology annotation, cellular component: nucleus. Gene Ontology annotation, biological process: rRNA processing; ribosomal large subunit assembly.